Messenger RNA from Cyprinodon tularosa, 2957 nucleotides. RefSeq names its product zinc transporter ZIP3-like. Gene Ontology annotation, biological process: zinc ion transmembrane transport. Gene Ontology annotation, molecular function: zinc ion transmembrane transporter activity. Gene Ontology annotation, cellular component: plasma membrane. NCBI's taxonomy places the organism in Eukaryota, Metazoa, Chordata, Actinopteri, Cyprinodontiformes, Cyprinodontidae. The record is from RefSeq and is a predicted model, not a curated record. The coding region runs from base 219 to 1172 and encodes 317 amino acids. The transcript is spliced from 3 exons.
GUCCCAUCCCCAUAGCUCUACUGUGGAGGAGUUCUGCGUCAUCACCAAUCCGCCAAUCGGCGCUCACGUCGAGAGUGACGCGGAAUGGAAACGUUCCAGCGCACCUGCCGGCGGCGUAGAGGACAGAUGCUAAUGAAGUGAAACCAGCAGCUCCACCAUCAGGUAACAGACUGGAGGAUAUGUCACUAUUCCAGCUGUAGCAUCCGGACAGAGUCAGGAUGCAGAUCCUGGUUGUCAAGCUGCUUGGUCUGCUGGGACUGUUUGGUCUCAUGCUGGCUGGCAUACUUGUCCCAGUGCGCCUCCUGCUGGUCGACUAUGAAAAAGCCAACAGGUACAGACGAGGGCUGGCUCUGUGCAACUCAUUUGGAGGAGGUGUGUUCCUUGCAACAUGCUUUAAUGCCCUGCUGCCAGCCGUCAGAGACAAGGUGGACGGCGUCUUCCAGCAGCUGCAGAUCAUCAGUGAUUAUCCACUGGCUGAAACCAUGAUGAUGGUGGGGUUCUUCAUCACGGUGUUCGUGGAGCAGGCCAUUCUGACCUUCAGGAAGGAGAAACCGUCCUUCAUCGACUUGGAGACCUUCAACGCCGUUGGCUCCGAGGCUGGCAGUGACUCCGAGUACGACGCGCCCUUCAUCCCUUCGGCGCGGGGCUCGGCAGGCAGAGACGGACGUAGGGACAGGGGACACCACCAUGCACACUUCGCACCUGGCGAGCUGGCGGGGGCAGGGCCUCUGAGGCUGGCUGGUCUGGUUCUGGCCCUGUCCGCACACUCUGUGUUCGAGGGGCUGGCUCUCGGACUGCAGGAGGAUGCCGCUAAGCUGGGCAGCCUGUUCUUGGGUGUGGCCAUCCAUGAGACGCUGGCUGCCGUCGCCCUGGGUGUCAGCGUGGCCAAGGCAUCGCUCAGCAUGAAGGACGCCGCCAAGCUGGCCGUUACAGUCAGCCUGAUGAUCCCGCUUGGGAUCGUGGUGGGGAUGGGCAUUGAGUCGGCCCAGACGCUGGCGGGUAGCCUGGCAUCGGUGCUGCUGCAGGGAAUCGCUGCUGGAACCUUCCUGUUUGUCACCUUCUUCGAGAUCCUGUCUCCAGAGCUGGAGGACAAAAGGGACCGGCUCCUCAAAGUCCUCUUCCUCAUCCUGGGCUACGCAGCGCUGGCUGUCCUCGUCUUUAUCAAGUGGUGACAGACAGAAAAUGGGCGAAGUCUCUCCUCUGUUGUAGAUCACUUUAAUGCCACGUCACUCCCUGUUUUUGCUCCGCCCCCUUUAGGUUGAAAGCAGGUACUACAAUCUAAAAAGGAAGUGUAUAAAUCUUUUGAUGUUUGGAGCUUUAAUCGAGUCAUAUCGUUCUAAUUUACCAAUAACAUCCUCUAAAGUCCUCUUUAUGUUCACGUUUGAUCCUUUUUUUGGGAAAAAAAUUUUUAUUUAGACCCUUUUAUCUUGAGAGGGUACCUACAAGAAUUUGCUGAUGGAUGUGCUUGUUCAUGUUAAUGUAGCAGUUAGCCAUGGUUUGUUUACCAUCUUCUGCUCUCUGACACAACAGGUAGAAAGAUACAUUUAUUGUUUGGAUGCAGGGAAGUCCCUGAUUGGUGAAAUAGAGACUGGAGAAGGGAUAACAAGGCGAGCUAAUGUUAGCAUGGUGAUAGCCAGGUGAGCUAAUGUUAGAAUGGUAAUUAGCAAACAGAGCUAAUUGUAGCGUGGUGAUAGCUAGGCGAGCUAAUGUUAGCAUGUUGAUAUUAAGAUGAGCUAAUGUUAGCACAAUGAUAGCAAGCUGAGCUAAUGGUAGCGUGGUGAUAGUAAGGUGAGCUAAUUUUAGCACGUUGAUAGCAAGGUGAGCUAAUGUUAGCCUGUUGAUAAGCAAGGCAGGCUAAUUUUAACAUGGUGAUAGCAAGGCUGGCUAAUGUUAGCGUGUUGAUACCAAGGUGAGCUAAUGUUAGCACGAUGAUAGCAAGCUGAGCUAAUGGUAGCGUGGUGAUAGCAAGGUGGGCUAAUGUUAGCAUAGUGAUAUCAAGGCUGGCUAAUAUUAGCAUGGUGAUAGCAAGGUGGGCUAGUGUUACCAUGUUGAUAGCAAGGUGAGUUAAUUUUAGCAUGUUGAUAGCAAGGUGAGUUAAUUUUAGCAUGUUGAUAGCAAGGUGAGCUAAUGUUAGCAUAGUGGUAGCAAGGAGGGCUAAUGUUAGCAUGGUGAUAUGAAGGUGAGCUAAUAUUGGCGUGGUGAUAGCAAGGUGGAAUAAUGUUAGCUUGUUGAUAGCAGGACAGGCUAAUAAUAGCAUGGUAAUAGACAACAACACAUAAAUUCAACAGGAAAACAUUUGAUAACUCCUGACAAUAAUAAGCGAAUAGAUGGUUCUGUUUGUUAUCAGUGUUAAGAUACUAGAGCAGAGAAGAUAAACAAAACAUCUAAUAGUAGAUUCUGGUCCCUGAAACUUGAAGUAAAGGAUCCAAAGUGUGUCUUUAGCUGGUCACUUUGAAUUCGAUCGACACAACAAACGAAACACAUCUAUAAAUGUACAUAUCUCUGUGAGACCUGGUAUUUCCAGGGACCCGUACCACAAGUCAUGCCCAACAUAGUGGGAUUACUUCCAGCCUAUCCAAUUUAACCAAUCCACAAUAAUUGCAAUCAGGAUCAGCAGUACCACGAAGCUGGUUAUCAAAUCGCUAACUCAGUUACAGAUUGAACUGAUCAUGAGCAAGUAUAAAGCAUGCGGUUCAAGAUAGCAGAUCAAGCACAAUCAUGAGCACAGAAGAGACAAAGCAAUACGGCUUCUUCGAGAAACAAAAACACAUCUUACAGAUAUAAGAAAAAAAGAAACAAGCCUCAAUGAAAAGUCAAACUGGGUUUUGACACGAAAGACGGCAAAUAUCAUGGUAAAGGAUUGCUGACUGCAUAGAUGAUCAAGAUACACAUCAGUGUAAUUUACCACAGCCUGCAUCCCAAUCAUUGUACUCUAUGUUAAUCGCAUUCCCCCCUGG